This is a messenger RNA of Eruca vesicaria subsp. sativa (arugula), 1120 nucleotides long. Lineage: Eukaryota; Viridiplantae; Streptophyta; Magnoliopsida; Brassicales; Brassicaceae. The record is from the annotation of a GenBank genome assembly.
CAUUCUUGAAAUAGAAAACCAAAAUGUUAAGAGUCAAGAGAAAGACUUCACCUCUCCCCUAUAAAAGUCUUUAGGAGAUCGUGGGGUGUAAAUUACUUGAAGUAUCUUCCUCGUCUUAACCACCCAAGAGAGAAAGUAGAGAUGGAUAUACUUAUCGGAGAGACUGACAAUUACGAUGGCGUUACUGUAACCAUGGAGGAACCAAUGGAUGCUGAAGUUUUCACCCAUAGGCUCAGGGCUUCGCUUUCCCAUUGGAGACAAGAGGGGAAGAAGGGGAUUUGGAUAAAGCUACCUCUUGCUUUUGCUAAUCUUGUCGAGUCUGCUGUUACUGAAGGGUUUAGAUAUCAUCACGCAGAGCCUGAGUACUUGAUGCUUGUGUCUUGGAUCUCUAGCUCCCCUGACACAAUCCCUGCCAAUGCUUCUCACAUUGUUGGUGUUGGUGCUUUGGUCAUCAACAAAACCACUCGAGAGGUACUCGUUGUCCAAGAAAAGAGUGGUUAUUUCAGAGAUAAAAAUGUGUGGAAGUUGCCUACUGGUGUUGUCCACGAGGGUGAGGAUAUUUGCGAUGGAGUAGCUAGAGAAGUAGAAGAAGAAACUGGUAUUAUCGCAGAUUUUGUUGAAGUGUUGUCUUUCAGGCAAAGCCACAAAGCAUUCUUGAAACAGAAAACGGAUCUGUUUUUCCUGUGUGUCUUGAGUCCACGCUCCUACGAAAUCACUGAGCAAAAAUCUGAGAUCUUGGAAGCUAAGUGGAUGCCGAUCAAAGAAUACGUAGAGCAGCCAUGGAACCAGAAGAAGGAGAUGUUCAAGAUCAUGGCUGACAUCUGUCAGAAGAAAUGUGAUGAAGACUACGUGGGAUUCUCCACUGUAGAAACGGUCACAGGAUCCGGUAAAAAGAGCUUUGUCUACUGCAAUGCUGAUCACGCCAAGAACCUUGUCGCAACGCGUGACCAAGCAUCAUCCUCUUCUCUCUGAAUACCAUUCUCAUGGAUCUCAGCAUUUGUCAUUAUUGUGCGUCUUUGGAUUUGUAUUUUAAUUGAAUAAAGAACCAUCUUUUUUUUUUUUUUUAUCAAAGAAUAAAGAACCAUCUUUCUGGGACAAAUGCAUCAUCCUUUGGCACUUC